This is a messenger RNA of Trichoderma harzianum CBS 226.95, 1429 nucleotides long. RefSeq lists its product as hypothetical. The transcript has a single exon. NCBI's taxonomy places the organism in Eukaryota, Fungi, Ascomycota, Sordariomycetes, Hypocreales, Hypocreaceae. The record is from RefSeq and is a predicted model, not a curated record. Bases 341 to 1273 code for a protein of 310 amino acids.
AAAGAGUGAUCGGAUGGGGGUUGAUGCGGUGGCUGUGAGGGAGCGUAUUGGUCGGUUUAGGCGGUUUGGUUGACGUUGGGUGAUUUAAGGCUUCAGAUGAUGAGAGAGGCUAAGACGAUGCUGUUUUGAUGUACUGCCUAGUAGUGCCCAUGAGAUAGUAUAAGUAGUGACGUUGAGUAGCACAUGCCAUAGAGGUGAAAUCAGAUUGAAGCUGAGAAUUAACAUACAAGACUUAUACUUGGCGCAACAAGAAUACAUCACUCGAAUACUCGACACUUUCACAUUUAACUUGUGCUACCUACCAAUCAAUACACAGGCAUCGUCACCACCAGCAUACACAAUGGCUGCUACCGCCACUCAAACUGAGGUGCUCUUCUUCAACCGAAAGCCCUCACGAACUUCAACUGGAGCGUCAUCUCUUCCACCAGCCUACGACUCCGGCAGCUACGAACUCAGACCCCUAUCCACCACAUCCUCACGCUCCAGCAAUUCUCCUCCUCAAUACGACACCCUCGAUGCCGGUGGCUCGUCCUCUUCAUCUCAAUCAGCAUUCCACUGCACCAAGGCCUUCCAGAUCGAAACACGCGGCCAGCCUCUCAUUGCUCUACCCAUUCCUCCUCGACCGGUACCUAUCCCCGUAUACAACGUAGAUCUCGCUUCAGAUACCGUCACAGAUCUCGCCUACGAGUCACUUCGUCCACUUCGAAACUCUGGCAACUGUAGCCUUGUCCGAGCCGGUGACUCUGAAGAGAAUCCCAUCUGUCGGACUACAUAUCGAUGGGGUCCUGGUAGGCCACCCAGGAUGGAGCUUGCUGGCGACAUGGCUCUUGAUGAAGAGUUUGAAGUCGUGAGCAAGGGACUUACUACGAGAUCGCAAGUGUUCCGCACGCACCUUGGUACGUUUCAAUGGCGCUACGCCGGACGCGAAGAGAGGAAGGCUGCUGGAGCGAACAAUUUGAUGGUUCUCGAUCGGAUCAUCAUGGUGGCUCUUGAGGGCGGAGGCCAAGAAGAGAGGAGGACUCCCGUAGCGAAAUUCCUGAGGAAUGAAAUGGUGAGGACGCAUGGAACGAAGGCGACGACGGCUGGGAACGGGGGAAGGCUGAUGAUGAACUUGACUGAGUGGGAGAGGACUAAGGGGGAGGCAGAGCAGCUGGAGGUGUUGGUGAUUGCCAGUUGCUUGUUGAUGCUGAAAAAGGAGGUUGAUAGGAGGAGGAUGCAGCAGGCUAUUGCUACGACAUCGCCGUGUUAUUUCGCCGCUGCGGCCGUCCACUGAGGGACUUUUAUAAGUGAGAGAAUGGGCUGAUGAUGAAGGGAUUAUAUGAAAGAUUGAACGAUACCCGUUGACCGAUAUACUUUUUCUUUGUAUUUGAUAGAAUGACGCAUACCUUAUUAGUCUAUAUAUUCUUGUAGUUGUACAGUCGACCCGCCU